AAAACAUUUUUUUUAAUGAUUGGUUCUUGGAGUAUUGUUGUUAUGGCGACUUUGGUAUUGACACUUUGGCACCGUGUGCAGGCGAUAAAAUACGUAGAAUAGUAAUAGUUCUUUCACAACAGGGACUUACCAUUAGAGUCACCAGGACAAGCUAAGGUGACUGGUUCCAACAAGUCCUAACCAACUGAAACCUGUCAAAAUGUGGACACGGAAACGUUCCACGUUAUAUCUAUUCCUCCUGGUUUUGUUUGGCCUAAUCAACCAAAUCACAUUAACGACAACUGAAGAAACAACAACAGAUACAACAACAGAAACUACUGACACGACCACAGAAACUACAUCAGACACGUCCACAGACUCUACAACAUCAGACACCACUACAGAAACUACAUCAGACACGACCACAGAAACUACAACUUCAGAUACGACCACAGAAACUACAUCAGACACGUCCACAGACCCUACAACAUCAGACACAACUUCAGAGAUUACAACAACAGAGUGGACAACAACGGAAACCACUGAAACAACUUCUGAGAGUACAACAACAGAUGUCACAUAUGUACAAGACAACAGUACAGACGAAUACAAUGUAACAGAGACGGAGAGUACAGUCACGUCUGAGGAGACCACAUUGGAGUCUACAACUACUGAGUCGACAUCAUUAGAGACAACAACAUUAAUAGAAACGUCAUCCACUGAUGUAAAUACAGAGUCAACAACUAGUCCUACCACAGAAAGCACUGAGAUUACAACCACAGCUACAGAAUCAACAACAACGGAUUCAACAUCAACUACAGGGCCUGCUGGAACUGACACUACAACUCUACCCACAUCAUCAGAAUCAACAUCAAGCGCUGAUUUAGCUUCAACUACAACUGCAGAGCUCACAACAACUGACUCUACAACAACUGUCCAAUCAACCACAACAACAACUUCUGUGGAAACAACUUCUUUGCCAACAACGACUGACUCAACUAGUUUUUCAACAUCUACAUUAUCAUCAUCUUCAUCAUCUUCAAGUGAUUCAACUACUAUUUUAACAACUACACCCUCAUCAUCAAGUGAAUCAACAACCACUACAACAACUGUAGCAUCAAUAUCAAGUGCUGCUGAUACAUCUACUGAACCAGCAACCACUACAGCUUCUGCACAAUCAAGUGACACAACUAUCCCAUUAACAACUACAUCAUCUAGUGAAUUAACAUCAUCAUCAGCCAGUGAAUUAACAACCACAUCAAAAUCAUCAUCCAGUGAAUCAACUACCUCAUCAAUAUCAUCCUCAUCAGUCAACUCAACAAAUGCAACAUCUGCUGUAGCAGCUUCAAGUGACUCAACAACCACUACAACAACUGUAGCAUCAUCAUCCAGUGAUGCUGCUACAACAUCUGCUUCAGCUGCAUCAACUGAACCAGCAACCACUACAGCUUCUUCUGCACAAACUAGUGACACAACUAUCCCAUUAACAACAACAACAUCAUCUAGUGAAUUAACAUCAUCAUCAGCCAGUGAAUUAACAACCACUUCAACAUCAUCAUCCAGUGAAUCAACUACCUCAUCAAUAUCAUCCUCAUCAGUUGACUCAUCAACUGCAACAUCUGCUGUAGCAGCUUCAAGUGACUCAACAACCACUACAACAACUGUAGCAUCAUCAUCCAGUGCUGUAUCAACUGCUGCAGAAACAUCAACUGCUGCAGAUUCAUCCACUGCUGGUGAAUCUUCUUCAACAGCGUCUGAAGUGUCAAACGGAAACACCACUGUUGAUAGCACAUUAACAACUGUAGGGCAAACUACAGUACAAAGUAAUGCUACAUCAACUUCAGCUGCGACAACUACAAAUGCAUUUACUACAACAACAAUAGCUACUACAGUUCCUUCAACAACCGCACAGAUUUUAAUAGUUGAAAUUCCAAUGAGACUGGCAAUCGACAAGAAUGUAUCAGGUGUUGACUUGAAAAACACCAGCAGCGAAAGUUAUGUGCUUUUGUUCAAUACUGUGGAAGAAGAUAUUUUCGACUUCUGCUACCCCUUAGUGUAUGGAUUGCUAGACGUUAUUGUGACAAAUAUGAGUCAAGGAAGUCUUAUUAUUGACUUCAAGCUAGUGAUCAAUACAACCAACACAACUCAACAAUCUCUUCAGAAUGAUGUAGUCAAAGUAGUCAAUGGUAUCAGUAGCUCAAUUAAAAUUGGAAAUGUGACCUAUGCUGUUUUAACUGAUGCUUGUGCACUAUUGGUCAAUGUGUGUGCACCAUUUCAACAGUGUGUGAACUCAAGCAACCAGUUUAUUUGUCAAAACAUAACAACAUCCACCACUGUAGCACCUACAACUACCACAGGAACAACUCAACCACCUACUACUACACCUAGUGGUAUUUGUACAAGUGGCCAAGGAUACAGCUGGUUGAAGAAGUCAUGUCAGCCCUGUAGUGUAGAUGAAAACAGUUCAAACAAUUUUUGUGUGCUUAAAGGUACAAAUACCAACAAUGUUGACCUACAAGUGACUUUUGACUACAAAUCAACUUCCUGCCAGGUGGAGGAUGAAAUGUCAAGCAAAGGUGGGAGAGCCAUAUUCGCUAAUUUACUAGCUCAGCAGCCAAACAGUCCCCUGUGUGCUAACCUGCCAAACUGUGACAACAUGGUUUUCCAAAUCAAGAAGGAAGAUCUCUGUAAACUGGGCCCUACCUGCAGCAAGUCUGCCAAUUGUACCGAUUUCAUCACUAGAGCAACAGUGAAUUUUUAUAGAGUUCCAGAAUUCACCAAGACAGCAGCUAGUGCUACAAGAAGAUCUAUUGAAGUGUUUGUGGAAACUCUGUCCAAUACAACCAAUCUUAAUGCUAAUCUAACAUCCAAGGUCAAUGUUGUUGCUGUGUUACCUCCAGUCAGCUACAACGUAUCAAUAAUUUCAGCUUCAGAAAAUCGUGUAGCAUAUGUCAAAGCAACCCUGAAUUCUAAUGUUGGAAAUUUGAAAGAUUUACUGAAAGCCAAUGCUCUCACAGAAAUUGGCCAGUUAACUGACAGCUAUUUGUAUCCAAAUGUAGAAUCGAGUUCAGUGUCUAAUUCGCAGACAUCAUUCACUGCAAGUUUCAUAUUUAAAGUGGCAAUUAAUGAUGAAAUCAUCAAUGAUAUCGCUGAAGCCUUCGCUACAUCCCAUGAACUGUUUGGUGGUAGCUUUGGUGACUCUUCUAUUCCCUUUACUGGCACAGUUGCUAUUUUUAGAUCCCAGGCUGACAUGACAAGUGGCAAAUCAGCUCUCAAGUGGUGUAAAUAUCUUGUAGAUCUUCAGAAUAGUUUUAGCUUUGUCAUUUGUGACUUAGCAAAAACCUGCAAUGACACAGCCCUGUUUUUUGAAUGUGUUUCAACUGAAGAUCCAUUGAAAAAACAAAAAGAUCUAUAUCCUUAUGGGCCAAGUAAUGGAGACAGCCAAAUCAAUACAUUUAACUAUUGGUGGUGGUGGUGGGGCAUAUCAAGCGGACCAGUCUACUUCCCAUCUGGGGCUCCGUUUGGGGACAGAAAAAUAAAAGUAGCAAAUGUUCAAAGUAAUGGUAUGAUUAGAUUUGGACUUGGUUACGACUUGUGGUGGCCAUAUUUGUACUAUAGUGAAGAUUAUCAGGAAGGUAUUCUAGCUCCAUACUGGUCCUACUUAAACUACUAUACAAACAAAGGAAUUACUUAUUAUCAGCUCUACGAGACAGCAGUGGUUGGAGAUACUCACAAAGUGAUUACAACCGCAACCAGCGAUAUCCAAGACUUUUUCAAGCUGUCAUCAUUCAAAGUAACUUAUGUCUUGGUAGCUACUUGGGUGAAUGCUGAGCCUUAUAGAUGGUACAGCUGGGUAUGUGACUACUACCAAUGGUACUAUCAAGAAUGGUGGUUUAUUCAGUGGUACCUACCAUACUACAAUGAUUACUGUAAGCUUCGCAAUGAAUCUGCAACAUUCCAAGCUGUAUAUGUCACUGAUGGAGAAACAAGUUAUACUAUAGUUACAUACUUGAAAGGGAAGAUGAAUUGGCAAUAUGAUCCAUGGAUGCCCAUAGUUGUGGGUUAUGCAAAUUCUGAAAAGAUUAGAGACUUUGGCGUCACUUACACUGAUCUCACCACCAAAAUGGAUACAUUGACUUGGAACACAGGGCGUUACGGAACAUGGAUUGAACAAGUUGGCAAGAUUGAAAAUCCUGACAGCAAAUGUCUUAAAUUUUACCAAGCAAAUAAAAAAUUGAUUACAGACAAAACUCAUCAGAGUAGAAUUGAUCAAUUGUACAAAUGUCCCUGCAGUCUGGAUAGAGUAGGUGCACAAUGGUGGGGAUAUUCUUGGAAGUAUUUGGGUUAUGGAAAUAGCUUUAUGUACUGCCUUGCGAUUGGUCAGACUGCUAAAAAUAGACUUCUUGCCGGUAACCCACUCAAUAAGCUCUGCUGCUACAGAUACACCUAUCCUACUUACUGGUGGGAUUGGUUGGCUUGGGACUAUGCCUGGAGAAGUUCUCCAUAUGUAGAUCACAGAAACCCAGAUGGAAGCCAUUUGCUGUUGAAUGACCCUUGGUGGUGGUGGGGCCAAAAUGACUAUAGAAAGUCCAGAGAAGAAGAUUUUUCCCCCCACAGAUGGUGCUGUGUUGAUUCAAGUUCUCCAUCAAAAUUUUGUAAGCUGUUCAAUGAAGUUAGACCUGAUCUGGGAUGUUCCUUGAGAGCUGAGUUUAUUUCAGGAAGUGCACUUGGAGAUCCCCAUAUAAACACACUAGAUGGCAAAGGUUACUCAAUGAAUGGACUGGGAGAGUUUAUACUUCUGCUCAUCAAGGAAAUAAGCUUUACACUUCAAGCUCGCACCAAACAAGCUCUGUCUGCUGCUGGUAAUGCAACCAAAGCCACUGUGUUCUCAGCUUUUGCAGCUCAAGAGGGAGACAAUGCCACAUUCCAAGUGGAACUUAAUGCUGAGGGGGAUGGAAUGAUAAUUACCUCAUGUGGAGCAGAUCUUACAAAAGACUUUUAUGAUGAUGAACGCUAUAAUGGGUCCAAUCUAGUUACAGAAGUCUCUAUCUCUAGAAAAGAAGGUAGCAAUAAAACUUCUGUUGUAGCAGGAUUUCCUUCUGGUGUUUCAAUUGAAGUUUAUGUUGUACAAAACUACAUGGAAUUCUCUAUCAAUGUUCCAACAAGUUAUAAAGAAAAAACGUCUGGACUUUUGGGAAAUUAUAACGGCAACCCUGAUGAUGAUUUUGUUCUUCCAAAUGGAACCAUUCUCAGCAAUUCAAGCACGGAGAGGCAGAUUUUUGAGCAGUUUGCUAGGAGAUGGAUAGUCACUACCACUAACACAGUGUUUAAGUACAAGGAGGGAGAAAAUGCAACAACUUAUCAAAAUUUCAAUUUUGAGCCAUUAUAUCUAGAGGAGGCAAAUCAAACUCUUGUCAAACAGGCAGAAGUGAUAUGUAAGGAUAAUGUAGCUUGUAUAUUUGACUAUGUUGCUACUGGAAAUAGAGAUUUUGCAACUGCUACUCUUACUUCCAGCACACAAGCUGUAACUGCUGCCAGCAGUCAAUCUAACAGCUUGCCAGUACUGAGCCUAACUACCUCACUGAACAGUGAUAACAGACUGCAAGUCUAUGAAGGCAAAGCAAUCAACAUUGCAUUUUCUGCUACUGAUAAUGAUACUAAAGAUGUCAUCACAUUUCAACUGGUUAGCAAUGCCUCAGCAAGUUACUCUAUCAAUAAUAUUACAGGGGAAGUAACUUACACUCCCAGUGCAUCAGAACCAGUUCUCAUUGGAGUUCAAGCUAAAGAUUCAAAGGGAGGACUAUCAUCCAUAGUUUAUAUCAGCUUAGUUGUCUGCCCUACAUGUAGCAGUAAUGGAACUUGUAAUUUAAAUAAAACACGUGACAAAGAAUAUCAGGGUGGAAAAUUUCUCCUCAAUCUCUGCGAUUGCUGGCCUGCCUAUAACGGUGAUGACUGUGAAAAAGAAGUAAAUGGUUGCUUGUCAGCAUCUUGUGCCAAAGGACAAGAUUGUAUAGAUCUUACACCUGCUCAGCAAGGAAAUAAUACCAAAGGAUACAGAUGUGGAGAUUGUCCUACAGGAUAUGAAGAAAGAAACUCCACUUGUACAGAUAUAAAUGAGUGCGCUAAUAAGACUGCCUACUGCAAGGCUAAUGAACUUUGUGAAAACUCUGUUGGUUCUUACAGUUGCUACUGUGACAUGGGCUACAGAAAAAAUGCAUUGGAUGUAUGCACUGAUAUCAAUGAAUGUGCUGAGAGAACUCACAAGUGUCAACAGAUCUGCAAUAACAUUGAUGGCAGCUACAACUGUUCUUGUUAUGAUGGAAAUACUUUAAACAGUGAUAACAAAACUUGCACCAAAGGAAGUACCCCAUGCAACUGUAGUGACAUCUGUAAAACUGACGGCACAUGUGCUUGUUUAUCCGGCUAUGAAUUAGAUUCAACCAAAUUGAAAUGCCAAGAUGUUGAUGAGUGUAACAAUGGCAACAAGCCUUGCAGUCAACUGUGUCAAAAUACGAUUGGGGGAUUCAAGUGUUCUUGCUUCAAUGGAUUCAAACUUGAUGCUGAUGGUGUCUCAUGUAAAAAAUGCAGUAACCCUUACUAUGGCAAAGACUGUGCAAGUCAGUGCGUGUGUAAUGGCCUUGGUACUUGUGAUAAUGUCAAAGGUUGUAUAUGCAAUAAAGGUUGGACUGGUACUAACUGUAACAACGAUGUGGAUGAAUGCACGACAACGCUAGAUGCAUGCCCCGGUGGUCAAAUUUGUAUUAACACCAUUGGAUCCUAUACAUGCAAUUGUCCGUCCGGUUAUAGUAAAGUUAAUGGAACUUGCAUAGAUAUUGAUGAAUGCGCUGAUGUUCUCACUCACAACUGUAGCCUAAGUGUGGAAGAUUGUAUCAACAACAAGGGUGGCUUCUCUUGCGUCUGUAGAAGUGGUUAUGCAAGAAAUGCUCAAAACAUUUGUGAAGACAUUGAUGAAUGUGCCAAACAUACAGACAACUGUGAACAACGAUGUGAAAAUAUUCCUGGCAAGUUUAACUGCUAUUGUCGCUAUGGUUACAGACUUAAAGCAGACAGAGCCAGCUGUGUUGAAGAAAAGGAUGUGUGUAAGUCAGUCGGGUCUACUUUGAACUGUUCUCAGUCAUGUACUGUAGACUGGACCACUAAUGUUGCCUCCUGUUUCUGUAAGAUUGGCUAUGAUCUGGUAGGAACAGAGCAGUGUGUUGAUCAAGAUGAGUGUAAAUUUAACAACUUAUGUUCCUACAAAGCUGGCUGUAUAAACACGCCAGGUAGUUUCAACUGUUCUUGCCCUGCUGGUCAGAUUUUGGACAAUGAUGGACGCUCUUGUGUUGCCUGUGGAUCAGGGAAAUGGGGCAUCAACUGUGCUAAUGAUUGUGCCUGCAGUAGUUUUGGUUCUUCAAGCUGUGAUGCUAAGAUUGGUUGCAUCUGUAAAGCUGGUUUGACAGGCCAAUACUGUGAUAAAGAUGUAGAUGAGUGCACAUCUGGCUUGCUGAAAUGCACUUCAACAGAGAAUUGUGUGAAUACAUAUGGCAGUGCACUGUGUCAGUGUAUAGAUGGCUACACUAGAGUUGGUGAUGGAUGUCAGGACAUCAAUGAAUGUGCCUUUGCUACAACAAAUAACUGUGAUCAGCUUUGUGAAAAUUUUGUUGGAGGCUAUGUUUGUAAAUGUAACUUGGGGUAUACAUACAAUACUACACAGAAAAAAUGUGUUGAUAUUAAUGAAUGUGAAAGGAAAAUGGAUGGGUGUCAACAAGGCUGUGAAAACUCUGAAGGUGGUUACAGGUGCACAUGUCCUGCUGGUUUGAAAUUAAAACUUGACGGGAAGACUUGUGAGGUCGACCAAGCAUGUAAUGCUAACAAUAGUUGUGAGGAGCAAGAUCAUUGCUACAAAAAUAGCACAGGGGGAGAAGUUUGUUACUGUAAAGUUGGUGAAGUACUGAAUCCAAACAACCCAUUGGAAUGCUUAGAUGUUGACUUAUGCAACGGCUCUGCCUGUACUGAUUACUGCACUGAAACUAAGGAUAACACAAGUUUUGCCUGCUCUUGUCCAAAUGGUAAAAAACUUGAAGCUGAUGGAGUCACUUGCACUGCUUGUGUUCAGGGUUUGUAUGGUGCCAACUGUUCAAGCAAAUGUUUGUGUAAUCCUGCAACAACAAGUUCUUGUGAUAAGGAAACUGGAACUUGCACUUGUAAAUCAGGAUAUACUGGCACCUACUGUGCAGAGGAUAUCAAUGAGUGUAACUCUGAACCCUGUAUAAGUACUCAUAAUUCAAGUUGUGAAAACUUACCUGGGAGCUAUGUCUGCAAAUGUGAUGCUGGAUUUUUCAAAGAUGGCUCAGUCUGUAAUGCUUGUCCUGAUGGUUGGUAUGGUGUCAAUUGUAAUAGUCAGUGUACAUGCGAUAAGACCCACAGCACUUGUGAUGCUGCAACAGGCUUAUGUAACUGUUUCCCUGGAUGGAUUGGAACAAAAUGUGACACAGACAGUGACGAGUGUACUUUGGCUAGCAAUAACUGUACACUAGCAAACAAACCUCACUGGGUUUGUUUCAACACCCCUGGAAGCUAUGAUUGUGAUUGUGCCACUGGAUAUAAGAAUAAUGACGGCAGCUGUACAGACCUUGAUGAAUGUGCUGCUGCUUCAACCAACAAAUGUUCUCAGAACUGUACCAACACAGAUGGUAGCUUUAUAUGCUCUUGUAGAUCAGGCUAUACACUUGGAGCUGAUGGUCUGACAUGUAAAGAUGUGGAUGAAUGUUUGCUAAAGACUUCAACAUGUACCCAAGUUUGUACAAACAAAGAGGGUGGCUUUACUUGCUCAUGUAACACUGGAUAUGAUGUGCUAGAAACAGAUUCAAAUAAAUGUUACAAGUCUGAUAAAUAUUCUAUGUCGUUUAAGUUAAAAACUUUUGAUGUUUCAAAUAUAAAUAUAAAUGAACCACAAAGUGAAGACUAUAAGAAACUUAAAGCACAAAUUGAAGCUGAGCUACUGAGAUGGUUCAGAUUUAUCAUAGGCGUAACAAGAUGCAUCGUUGAUCGAUUGAGCUCUGGCAGUUUAAUUGUUGACUUUACUUUGAUUGUGGACGCUGAUGUGAAUCCAAACUCCAAUACAGCUGUGGUGGAUGUUAUAGUAAACAUAGCUUCCAACUUUACUAUUGGCAAUCAGACGUACUCUGCAGUUUUCACAAUUAAUGGCCAAACAGUGGAUGCUACCACAGACAAGUGCUUUAUUCUGAAUUUAACCAAACCAUGUGCUAGUAAUGAGAAAUGUGAAAUCAGUAGUACCAAUGGUAGUGCAAUUUGUGUAGCACAAAAUGUAGCAUCAAAAAGUGAUGACAUCCCUCUGAUUGUUGGCCUGUCUGUUGGACUGCCACUAUUUGCUGCUCUUGUUGUGGCCAUCAUAUUGAUCAUUUGGUAUAAGAAGAAAUACACUCAACAGAGAAGAGUCUCAAGCAGAGAAGGUCAUUAUGAAAAUGAAGACCGUCCCGACUCAAGAGCCAGCCAUUCUUAUUUUGCAGUGGCUCCUGUAGCUACUGACUCCAAGCAAGGAGGAAAGAAGGAAGAUAAACAAAACCUCUUCCCAUAACUUUGUUUCUAGAACAUUUCUAUGAACUGUUGCAGUAUUAAUAGCUCUUGUUAUUUCUAGGUCUUCAAACUAAGAAAUCUUUUUAUUGAGUCCAAUUUUUUUUUUUCAUAAAAA
Biomphalaria glabrata is the source of this 9691-nucleotide messenger RNA. RefSeq names its product mucin-4-like. Gene Ontology annotation, biological process: cell-matrix adhesion. Gene Ontology annotation, molecular function: calcium ion binding. NCBI's taxonomy places the organism in Eukaryota, Metazoa, Mollusca, Gastropoda, Planorbidae. The transcript is spliced from 105 exons. Bases 200 to 9577 code for a protein of 3125 amino acids. The record is from RefSeq and is a predicted model, not a curated record.